Recurvomyces mirabilis is the source of this 1680-nucleotide messenger RNA. RefSeq lists its product as uncharacterized. Gene Ontology annotation, cellular component: plasma membrane; NADPH oxidase complex. Gene Ontology annotation, molecular function: superoxide-generating NAD(P)H oxidase activity. The coding region runs from base 1 to 1680 and encodes 559 amino acids. Gene Ontology annotation, biological process: superoxide anion generation; defense response. Lineage: Eukaryota; Fungi; Ascomycota; Dothideomycetes; Mycosphaerellales; Teratosphaeriaceae. The record is from RefSeq and is a predicted model, not a curated record. The transcript has 2 exons.
AUGGCUCCCAUGAAACAAAAGUCCUGGCUAGCAGCCCAGUUGACACCGCGCAAACUAACCUUCUAUACCCUCUUCCACGGCCUCCACAUAGGCCUCUUCAUCCUCGGCUGGUAUCUGCAAGCCUCGAACCUUAAGUUGGCACCCUUGAACACCCUACACUUCAGCGUCUGGUUCAGCCGAGGAGCAGGAUUGUGUCUAAGUGUAGAUGUCAUGCUCAUCGUCCUGCCCAUGUGCCGGAACUUGCUGCGAGUCAUCAGGCCGAAGAUAAGAUGGUUACCGCUGGACGAGAGCCAAUUCUUCCAUCGACAAGUGGCUUAUUCGAUUUUGAUCUGGACGACGGUGCAUGUGAGCGCGCAUUAUGUCAACUUCUUCAAUGUCGAGCGCUCGCAGGUUAGGAAAGAGGCGGCGGUCGAGAUCCACUAUACUCAAGCUGGAGGAAUAACAGGCCACAUCAUGCUCCUAUGCAUGCUCCUCAUGUACACCACCGCCCACACCAAGAUUCGGCAGCAGAGUUUCGAGACGUUUUGGUAUACGCAUCACUUGUUUAUUCCAUUCUUGUUGGCCAUGUAUACUCAUGCGACGGGAUGUUUCGUGAGGGAUAGUCUGGAGCCGUAUAGUCCGUUCGCGGGCAAGCCGUUCUGGGGCCAUUGUAUCGGGUAUGAAGGGUGGAGGUGGGAGUUGAUUGGUGGUGGGAUUUAUCUGUGCGAGAGGGUGUAUCGAGAAUUGAGGAGUAGGAGGCAAACGGAGAUUAUCAAGGUUGUGAGACAUCCUUAUGACGCCGUCGAGAUCCAAUUCCGCAAACCCUCCAUGCGCUACAAACCCGGCCAAUGGCUCUUCCUCAAUCUACCCUCCGUCAGCGCAACUCAAUGGCACCCCUUCACUAUCACCUCCUGCCCCUUCGAUCCUUACAUCUCCGUCCAUGUCCGUCAGGUGGGAGACUUCACUCGCUCCCUCGCCUCCGCGCUAGGAGCCGGCGCCGAACAAUCCAGCUUAUACGACGAACUAGAUCCCAUGGGAAUGUACGAAGUAGCGCUUCAGAAUGGCCAAGAAAUGCCUCGAUUGCGGAUUGACGGACCCUACGGCGCUCCAGCCGAGGACGUCUUCGAGAACGAAGUCGCCGUCCUGAUCGGAACGGGCAUCGGAGUAACUCCCUGGGCCGCCAUCCUCAAAAACAUUUGGCACAUGCGGCUCUCCCCAAACCCGCCCAAACGUCUGCGCCGCGUAGAGUUCAUCUGGGUCUGCCGCGACACGACGUCCUUCGAAUGGUUCCAGGCCUUACUUUCCAGUCUCGAAGCGCAAUCCCUCUCCAUGACCGGCAGCGGAGGCGAAGGAGGCCAAACGGAGUUCUUGCGGAUCCAUACUUAUCUCACGCAAAAGUUCGACGCCAAUGCCGCGACGAAUAUCGUGCUGAAUAGCGUAGGGAUGGACAAAGAUCCGCUCACCGAGCUCUCCAGCCGCACCAACUUUGGCCGACCCGAUUUCGCCAAGUUGUUGGUUGGAAUGAGGGAGGGCGUGUUGAAUCAGAGUUAUAUCCCUGGUUUAGUGCGGCCAGAUAAGAGGAAGACGGAGGUAGGGGUUUAUUUCUGUGGGCCGAAUGUUGCGGCGAGGGAGGUAAAGAAGGCUUGUAAGGAGGCGGAGGUGCCGGAGGUGAAGUUCAAGUUUUGGAAGGAACAUUUUUGA